Messenger RNA from Nyctereutes procyonoides (raccoon dog), 991 nucleotides. It is a transcript of the gene FAM241B, whose product is annotated as family with sequence similarity 241 member B. Lineage: Eukaryota; Metazoa; Chordata; Mammalia; Carnivora; Canidae. The record is from RefSeq and is a predicted model, not a curated record. Gene Ontology annotation, cellular component: intracellular membrane-bounded organelle.
GGAAGCGGCCGGGAGCCGGGAGCGGACGCCGCCAGCCCCGCAGCCGCGCCCGCAGGUUUUUGAGGCCUGGGGAAAGACGCAGCCCAGCAGGGACCCAUAGCUCCUGGGAGGAUGGUGCGGAUCUUGGCCAAUGGGGAAAUCGUGCAGGAUGACGACCCCCGUGUGAGGAACACCCUCCCGUCACGCAGUAGCACCCCUCGACAGAGCUUUCUCAAUAGGGGCCACGGCCCCCCUGGGGGAUCCGGCCCUCGCCAGCAGCAGGCGGGUGCUAGGCUGGGUGCUGCUCCGUCCCCCUUCAAUGACCUCAACCGGCAGCUGGUGAACAUGGGCUUCCCCCAGUGGCAUCUCGGCAACCAUGCUGUGGAGCCGGUGACCUCCAUCCUGCUCCUCUUCCUGCUCAUGAUGCUCGGGGUGCGUGGACUCCUGCUGGUGGGCCUCGUCUACCUGGUGUCCCACCUGAGUCAGCGAUGACCUCUAGGAGCUAGGGGGGCAGACACGUGGGAGAGGGAGUUUUGGGGCCUUGGUGUGAGAACAGGCACAUGGGGAGGGGUCUGUUGUGCCUUGAAGGCGUGCUCAUAGAACGUGUUUCACGUUGCGUUAAGCAUGAGGCAGAGGAAGCCUCUAGUCUUGCAUUCCCAAAGUAUUGGGUGCAUACCCUCAUUCCCUUGAGAUGUUCUUAGGUAGUAUUGGGUCUGCAUUAAGCACAAAGUCAGAGCAAGAAAGGAAUUCCCUUUCCAAUUCUUUUCCAAUCCUUUUAUGCCAAGAAGAAAUCCUCAGCUAGGUGCCAAUAUGUUUUCAUGCCUCUGAAACUUCCCGUUACUAGGGAGAAGGGUUUGGGCUUAAGGCUGUUGGGAAAAGUUUCCAGACUUUUAUAGCUCUGUUUUGUUUUAAUGGUAUAUUUUUAAUUGGCUACCUUUUAUUUAUGACAAGUUGUACUGGCAUCUACUUAUUGUGGUGGCAUUUUCAAUAAAUAAAUUUAACUAAAAAUGAA